Messenger RNA from Syzygium oleosum, 1986 nucleotides. RefSeq lists its product as uncharacterized. The coding region runs from base 280 to 1641 and encodes 453 amino acids. The record is from RefSeq and is a predicted model, not a curated record. Gene Ontology annotation, molecular function: LPPG:FO 2-phospho-L-lactate transferase activity. Lineage: Eukaryota; Viridiplantae; Streptophyta; Magnoliopsida; Myrtales; Myrtaceae. The transcript has 14 exons.
CAUACAAUACCGACUUCUCCGGUGGCCACCUCUGAGCGGGCCCGAGAACAGCCUCCACGCCAGUCCGCCAGGAAGGACGCCACGCGGGCACCGCCGGCACCGACGUGGACGGUCAGGAUUCCAGCGUCGGAUCACGAGUCAGCAGGAGGCUCUCUUUCGCCCGAAAAGGAAGCUCACGUUUUUCACGGGCAAUCCAUUUCGACUCGAAGAAAUUUUUCGACUUUUUUUUUUCCGGUGGUGGUUGUGGUGGUGGUGGUGGUGCGUCGCAGCUCCACAAGGAUGGCGGACUGCUGCUUGGGUCCCUCGCUCUGUAACAACAAGCUCCUCCAUUGGCCCACCACCCACUUCGCUCCUCCUCCUCCUCCUCCUUCGUCCUCGAGAUCUCUCUGGGUGUCCAUGGCAUCCCCACGCUCGCAGCAUUCCACUCCUGCCCCCGAGCCCCGCCCCACCCGGCCUUCCCUGCUCGUGUUCUCAGGUGGCACUGCGUUCAACGGCGUGGUCGAGGAGCUCAAGAGGCUGACGACUCGGGUCGCUCACGUUCUCCCUGUUUCCGACGAUGGGGGCAGUACGGCCGAGAUCGUUCGCGUUCUGGGUGGGCCGGCUGUGGGAGACAUAAGGUCAAGGUGUCUGAGAUUGUCAGAUCAGAGUACUUCGGAGGCACUUUCUGUCCGAAGAUUACUGGGUCAUCGGUUGCCACUUGAUCCAAAGCGAGCCAAGUCAGAAUGGUAUGAUGUUGUCGAAGGAGAUCAUUCUUUGUGGGAUGGUGUUUCAAGACCUUAUCGGGAAACGAUUAGAGCUUUUCUAGUUUACUUUCAGAAUGAGAUCCUUCGGCGUCCUAAUGAAUCAUUUUGUUUUAGCAAUGGCAGCAUUGGGAAUUUUUUCUUUGCAGGAGCUCGCAUAUUUUUUCAGUCUUUAGAUGCUGCAAUUUUCUUGUUUUCACGAGUCUCAGAGAUUCCAUCAGAAAGCUUAGUUCUUCCAGUGAUUUCUACCAAUGACAGGCUCACCCUGGGAUGUGAAUUAUUGGAUGGUACUGUCAUUCGCGGUCAGAAUGAAAUUUCUCAUCCAACCACAGGGACAAUGGAACCUGUCAAGAAGGAAUGCUCUUCGUCUCUUGCACUUCCUUCAAGAAUAAAACGAGUAUUUUACUUGUCAAGAGAAGGCACAAAUUCUUUGCAUGAGGUUUACCCCUCGGCAAAUCCAGCUGUUCUGGACCAGCUGAGAUCUGUUGAUUGCAUUGUUUAUGCCAUGGGAUCUCUUUUCACAUCAAUUUGUCCUUCACUGGUACUAUUAGGGAUUGGAGAGAUUAUUUCUUCCCGGACAUGUCCCAAGGUGCUACUAAUGAAUGGUUCCUAUGAUCGAGAGACAAGUGGCUUUUCUGCUUCAUGCUUUGUAACUGCCAUUACGGAUGCCCUAAAUCGGACUUACGGGAAUUCCAAUAAUUCUCUUGAAAAUCUUCCGAGUCAGUACAUUAAUACACUUUUCGUGCCAAAAGACGGUGCAAUUCCAGUGGACAUUGAAAACUUGGCUGCUCAUGGUAUUUUAAAAGUGGUAGUUGUUGAUUCCAUACAUGAUCCAAAGGUUGGUGUUGUCUAUGACCCGAAAUCAUUGAUUCAGGCUCUUGCCAAUUUGAUGGGUGGAUAAUGAGCAGGAUCGCGGCAAGGGGUUAGCUCAAGUUCAUCAUCUUUAUAGUGUUUACUCCUUUUCAUUGCCAAGUAUGAGACGGGUCCGCUUUAUGAGGCGGCUGCUUCCCUUGUUUGUUGGUUUGAACUCAGAUGUCAAUACUUGGAUGAUAAAGGGAAAUAUGUGACCAGAACAUCAGGUAGUCACAAUUUCAGAAAUAUCACCAGACGAGAUUGCAGACGGAGAUGAGAAUUUAUGUAUUCUUUUGCUUGUGCUGUAUUAUCUCGAAUAGUGGCUAAUUUGUUUUUCAUAGACAUUUAUCUUUUUGCUCUUCAGUGAAAAAAAAAAGAACAAGGGCUUCACCCA